AGCCAUUUGGAAAGAAAGCCCGAUCGCUUCCACACACGGGGCUGUGAUUGAGUGCGGAGCUCCGUUAUUACAGCAGUGAUGGGGAAGAAGACUCGAGCAGGCACCGGCAGGAGAACCAUAUUACAGCUUUCACCGCCAGGACCGAACCGCAGCGCCACAGGAACUGCUCGAGAGGACGGGGCCGCUUCUGGAUCUGAAGACGAAACCGAUGGAAACACUGAUGGGCAGAGAGAAGCAAACGUUAAUGUAGUCAUGAAGACACCAGCUGUGAAGGCCACACAGGGUUUAUCUCUACUUGGAGCUUAUGAAGACAGCGAAGAUGAAGAUGCAGUGGAAAACGCCUCUAAAGCAAAACAUAACCAGUCUGGAGACAUUGAUAGCACACUUGCCAAUUUUAUGGCGGAAAUUGAUGCCAUUACAACCCAACCAACGGAUGAAUCUGGUACCGAGCCGAGUGCACCAGUCCCAACUCCACCUCGUCCCGAACCCAAAACAGACCCUCAGGCUCAAAACGGACCUGCACAAGAAUUUCAAUACAACACGCAAUAUUCCCUCGCCGGAGCUGGGUUGGAGAUGGGGGAUUGGCAGGAGGUAUGGGAUGAAAAUACUGGCUGUUACUACUAUUGGAAUACUCAGACCAAUGAGGUGGCCUGGGAACUCCCGCAUUACCUGGCAGACCAGAUGCAGAAUCUACAUUACUCUGGCAGCUCAUCUGUAAAUGGCAAUGGUGUGGCUCAUAGCAGUUAUCCUGAACCGCAAUCCACUGCGGUUGCUCCUGCUGCUAAGAGAGAGCUCAAAAAGAAGGAUGUAAUCGAGAGUGUUGUGGCUUUGACCAGCGAGGAAGAAGAGCGGAGAGGGGUGGCAGCUACUCUCCUCGCACCUCUCAUCCCAGAGGAGGUAAAGGAGGCAGAGGAGAAGUGGCGAAAGAAGACGCUGGGCAUGGAGGAGACCCCAGAGGCCGCCCCGGAGCAAGAGAAAGACACCAUUCCGUUUUUAGACUCGCCGGCGAUCCGGGACACUGAGAGUCAGAAUAACCAACGCAGCAGGAACCAGUCAGCUGAAUCUUCUGACCAGGAGGAGGAAGAACAAGAAGAAGACACCAUGGAACUGGAACUGGCACUCGAGAGGAAAAAAGCUGAGCUUCGUGCCUUGGAAGAAGGUGAUGCCAGUGCGGGUGGGUCGAGUCCCUGCUCUGAAGCCAGUCAGGAUGGGCCCCGUACUUUACUUCUGAAGAAAAACAAAUGGAAGACUGCUUUCCUCCGUGCACCAAGUCCUGACUCGAGCAGUCGGGGCUCAGACAAGGCAGGAUGGGCCACUCCAGAGCAAUCAGACACUGCACAUUCCAAACCAGCUGAGAAGCAAGGAGAAGAUGAUGAAAAUGAGAAGCCUGUAUCCAAAGCUCUUCAAAAGGAAGAAGAGGACCUCAAGUUUCAGAUCGGAGAGCUUGCCAACACACUCACCAGCAAAAUGGAGUUCUUGGGAAUUGACAAAAAAGCCAUCUCGAACUUUCAGCUUCUGUUGCUGCAAACGGAGACACGGAUCGCAGACUGGCGAGAGGGCGCUCUGAAUGGAAGCUAUCUCCGACGCAGGCUGCAGGAAGCCGCCGAGCACAUAAAACAUUACGAACUUAACGCCACUCCCAAAGGCUGGUCCUGCCACUGGGACAGAGAGCACAGACGGUACUUCUACAUGAACGAGAGGACCAGCGCUUCCCAGUGGGAGUUUCCAGUUGGGGGGGAGGAAGAAGAAGCCAAGCCGCCUUUGCCUUCUGCAACUGCGCACGGAGAUAGUAGCCAACCAUCUGCUGAAACCACUGGUGUUGUAACAGGAGAUGUGCAGUCUUAUUGGAUGGUUCCCCCACCUCCUCAGCCACCACUACCUCCGCUUCCUCCAGAGCAUCCGCCGCCUCCACCUACAGAACAACCACCACCACCCCCUCCACCACCCGAAUCUCCUCCUCCACCACCUCCACCACCCCUCGAGGAUGACGGAGAGAUCGAGGAAGUGGAGAUGGAGGAUGAAGAGUCAGAGCCUCCAGCUCCUGGAACAGAAGAGUUCAAGGCUGCUGAGGCUGCAGCUUUAGGACUUGCUGCUAGAGCCCAGAAACGCAAGGCCCUGGGCUCAGUCCCAUUGCCCAGCAUGGCCACCAUCGGCAGCAGCCCCAUUCUUUACACUCAGACCAUUGCCACGCCUGCUCCACUUCUAGUAGGCAGUGCUUACUGGGGGAUGACAGCAGCCAUUGCGCCUCCUCUGCCUACAGAGAGCAUAGUUCCACCAAUGCCAGCCCUGCCACCACAACCACCCCCUCCUGUUUCACAGCCUCCCCCUCCCCUGGAACCAAUAAGCAAAGUCCUCACAGAUAAAACAAAGAAAUUAAAGAAAGAAAAGGCAAAGAAGAGCAAGACAAAGAUGCCGUCACUUGUAAAGAAGUGGCAAAGCAUUCAGAAAGAGCUUGAUGAGGAAGAAAAGUCAAGUUCAAGCGAUGAAGAUCGAGAUCAGCUGAACAACAGACGCAUCGAAGAAUGGAAACAACAACAGCUUUCAACAGGGAAAGCUGGGAAGAACGCAAACUUUGAAGCGCUGCCUGACGACUGGAGGGAAAGAUUGUUAAAGAAAAGAAAGAUGAUGCAGAGUUCAUAACAUUGGUCCUGGAAAAACUAGAGCCUCUGGCAGGGCUGGACUGAACUGCAUUGUGCUGUCGUGUCACUCUUACCAAGUUUAAGAGGACAAAUUUGAACGAAUGUUUCUUUCUUUUUUUUUUUUUUUUAAUACGGACACAUUGCCCAUUGGAGCCUAUUUUAGGCCCACUUCAUUUUGUUCUAUUAAAAUGCAUCAUCUUGUGACUAAACAUAUACUUUGUUAGGGGUUGUUGUAAAAUUAUUUUGCAUUUAACAGCCUUUAAUAUUCAGGCGUUCUCUUAAAGGUGCAGUGAACCUGAAACCAGUUAAAAUAUGUACAGAAUAUUAUUAUUUUUUUUUUUAGUAACUCAAACUACAGAAGCUGUGCGCGAUUUAUCUUUAAAUUAAACCGUAAUGAAAACAAUAUUAAAGGACUGUCCAUUACUUCAGUUUCUCCUACAUUUUGUAAAUGCGUGCAAAGGGUAUACAGUGAGCUCAGUACUACAGUGACAUCAGACAGUGCAUUAAAUAUUUUAUACGCCAUGCUUAACUAUACAUUUAUCUUUUUAUACAAACAGAAAGAUCAAUCUUUAUCAGAUCAGCUGACCACUGUUCAGAGCCAUGCUUCCAAAUUAAUAGUUCAGACUUCCAUGUUGGCCACUCAAUCGCACUUUAAGGUUUGCUUCAUAUGUGAACCAAUGAUCUCCCCCCACCAACGAUAUUCUGUGAGGGUCAACUCAAUUGUAUCCGCUUUCUUUUCUCUUCAAUAAUGGCUCCGGUUCAUAAAUACAGUAUGUCUUUUAAAUUUUGUGACGUUCAGUGUAAAUGUUUCCUGAGCUGGGCAUUGACAAGCCAUUGAACUUUUUUCUACACUGUAGAUAAUAAACUCUUUUCCACAAA
This is a messenger RNA of Danio rerio (zebrafish), 3518 nucleotides long. RefSeq names its product formin binding protein 4 (gene fnbp4). Lineage: Eukaryota; Metazoa; Chordata; Actinopteri; Cypriniformes; Danionidae. The record is from RefSeq and is marked validated.